AUGUUCCUCCUCCUGUUGGUAUCGAGCCUGGGAUUGAAGUUUCAUCAGACAUCUGCUUUAUUCACAGUGACAGUCCCUAAGGAACUGUAUGCAGUAGACUAUGGCAGCAAUGUGACCCUGGAGUGUGACUUUUACACUAGAGGUCAUGUAGAACUUGAGUCAAUAAAAGGCAGUUUGGAAAAGGUGGAAAAUGAUACAUCCUCAUGCAGUGAAAGAGCCACUGUGCUGGAGGAGCAGCUGCCUCUAGGAAAGGCCUUAUUCCAUCUUUCCCAAGUGCAAGUGAAAGAUGCAGGGUGGUACCACUUCCCAAUCAUUGCCUGGGACUACAAGUACCUGACUGUGAAAGUAAAAAAUGUGUGGUUUCAAGGACAAGAAUCCACAGAGGCAUGUCUUCAAUAG
Molecule: messenger RNA, 399 nt
Organism: Heterocephalus glaber (naked mole-rat)
Lineage: Eukaryota; Metazoa; Chordata; Mammalia; Rodentia; Bathyergidae
Source: RefSeq, a predicted model, not a curated record